GGUCUUUGGGGCCCUAAAUAUAACAUACCUAAGCUGGAAUUCUCGCCUGUUCAAAAUGACACACGUUUGUACUAAUUUCACACGACAUUUUAGUUCAGGCAUAUCCGCGGACGCCUCCUCACCCGGAGUUUCAGCGUGACCUCUACACUGCAGUUGAAAAAUACUUGAUAGCGGAGACAAAAUCAAUUAAACUGUGACGACGUGAUCCUUCCAUGGCGGAACGGUGACAAUCUGACGGAAAGUUCCAUUCAUUCUUGUGUACACAAGCAGCAAGAAGGGCUUAUGUGCUCCUCGCCGCGUCGUCUCCGGCUCGGAGUGCUCAGUGUUGUCGGCGUUGAGCCAGUUUGGUGUGCCCUGCAUCAACAUGGCCAUAUCGCGAUACAUGCUGGUGGAGCAGCAAGGCCAUGACAUCAUCACUUGAACCACCUGCCCUCUUCAAUCCAUGCCACCUCUCUCUCUGACCAGGUGUGAUCGGAGUGCAGCUGGUGGUUACCAUGGUAAUGGCCAGUGUAAUUCAAAAAAUCAUACCUCAUUAUUCUUUCGCAAGAUGGUUACUCUGCAGUGGCAGUCUUCGGUGGUACCAGCACCCUACGGAAGAUGAGUUGAGGAACCUCGCUGGGAAACAGAAAGGACUAAAGAGGAAAGACAGGAAGUACAACGGUCACAUAGACAACAAGCCGCUAACUGUACCCAAGGACAUCGAUCUACAACUGGAGACAAAAUGCAUUACGGAAGUCGACACAUUAGCAUUGCACUACUUCCCUGAGUUCCAGUGGUUGGUUGAUUUCACAGUAGCAGCGACUGUGGUCUAUCUAAUAACGGAGCUGUACUACAGUGUGGCUCAGCCCUCAGGAGAGAUGAACAUCAGUGUGGUCUGGUGCCUGCUAGUGCUCGCCUUUGUCAUCAAGACGCUCUUCUCUCUGACGGCCCACUACUUUAAGCUUGAAGAAGGAGGCGAGCGCUCCCUUUGCAUUACCUUCGGCUUCUUCUUCUUCGUCAAAGCCAUGGUCAUCCUCAUUGUCACUGAAAACUACCUGGAGUUCGGUCUGGAGACGGGUUUUGCAAACUUUUCUGACAGCGCUUUACAGUUCCUGGAACACCAAGGCUUGGAGUCACAGGGUCCUAUAUCGAAACUUACUUUCAAGCUAAUACUAGCCUUUUUGUGUGCCCUGAUUGGAGCCUUUUUAACCUUCCCUGGACUGCGAUUGGCCCAGAUGCACCUCGAUGCCCUCAAUGUGACCACAGCCAAAUUUACACAGACUUUGCUGCAUAUCAACUUCCUUUCCCCACUUAUCAUGGUCCUGCUGUGGGUGAAGCCCAUUACCAAGGACUACAUAAUGAACCCCACCCUCGGAAAGGACAGCUCACCUUUGAUGGCUGAGCAGACGUACGACACACUGCGGUUAUGGACCAUCAUACUGAUGUGUGCGCUGCGACUCGCGAUGCUGAGGCAUCAUUUGCAGGCCUACCUCAACCUGGCUCAAAAGGGCGUGGAGCAGAUGAAGAAGGAGGCGGGACGAAUAAGUACCAUCGACCUGCAGAAGAUGGUUGCACGUGUUUUUUACUACUUGUGCGUAAUCGCACUACAGUAUGUGGCACCGCUGGUGAUGCUGCUCCAUACAACCUUGCUGCUAAAAACAUUAGGUGGAUAUUCAUGGGGGUUCUAUCUUGAAGCAGAAGAGCUGCCCUGCACCCAUCAGAUGGACUCUGCACCCGGUGAAGCACCAACAACAACAACCCCCUCGCUGGAGGCGGCAUCGCGGGCAUCAGCGAGCCAACUAUCGGUGGCACUGGGGGGGCUGAAGACCGUCUUUAGCCCCUUGCUUUUCCGAGGCCUCCUCUCUUUCUUCACGUGGUGGAUCGCCGCCUGCCUUUUCUCCACCUCCCUCUUCGGCCUAUUUUACCACCAAUAUCUCAUGGCGGCGUAGGGCCGAUGACGGACCACAUCAUCAGAACUCCUGCUUCAACUUCCAGUGCUUCCUUCACAGGUGACUCUGUGUUUUGACAUCCACUCCUUUUUAUUCACCUUCACACCAGAUUUUCUUACAUUUAAGAACAAUCCUGACUGGUGGUCAAAUACACGAUCUCAUAUGCUGUAGGUUACGGCUCACAUGUGGCACACAUGUGUUUUUUACAGGUCCAGAGUUAUUCCCUUACAUUUGACUGAAUUUGGGGGUUAUUAAGUUGAGGUAAGCGGCCUUCCUUGGGCAAAUACUGACAGACUGAAGUAUUUGGAAGUGAUUUAGAAGAAUAAGGUGGGGGGGGCACUGUCAUGAGCAGGAUGAAUGUGUGUACAGUAUGUAUGAAUGUUUGUUAGGGUUGUACGGUAUAGCGGUACGAGUAUAGUACCACGAUACUAAUGAAUCAUAUCCGGUACUAUAACGCCUCUAAAAAGUAUCGGUCCGCUCCGUGCACCACCCUCCUUCUUUUCUAACGGGCAUGACGGCGCGUCGUCGUCAGGUCGUGACAUUGCUGGUUUUACGAGCAGAGGAGCGUGUUCGGCAGCGCACACACGGAGUAUUUACAAGCAGACACGGUGUGACGACAGGGAGAAUGGACGCAUUUUGGCUUGAAAACAAAAGAUAAAGGUAAAGUUAUAACACUGACACGCCCACAGGAAGAAGUGCUUUAAGACAUGACUAGCUAGCUCGCGGCGAACGUCCACUCGCAGUCGGCAGUGUUUUAGCUACUUUUAAAUCACUAAUCCUCGCCUCCAUGGCGACAAACAAAGUAAGUUCCUUACAAGUUACAUUAUCACUGGAGGACGAAGAAUAGCUAAACAUGCUUCACUACACACUGUAGGAGGAUAAAAUAGCUCAACGGCGUCACAAUGUAAACAAACGCCAUGGGUGGAUCUACACCUGACAUCCACUGUAAUAAUGCCAAGUACAGGAGCGUAUUGAGUCGAUACCACUAUGAUUACAUCUAUUAUUUAGCGUCACAAAAUCUUUUUUUUUUUAAAUGUAUAGUAUGUUUAAAACAUUUGGGCAAUAUGUCCCUAAGGACUUAAAUUAUGACCUAUGUAAGAUCCUGUAACCUCUUUGUAUCGGAUCGAUACCUAAAUGUGUGGUAUCAUCCAAAACUAAUGUAUCAAAAAAAAGGAGAAUAAGUGAUUGUUACAUUUUAACAGAAGUGUAGAUAGAACAUGUUAAAAGGAAAAAGUAAGCAGAUGAUAACAGUAAUUGAACAAUUAGACUAAUAAUUCAUUUUCUACCACUUGUCCUUAAUCAUGUUGACAAAAUAAUAGAAUGAGAAAUAACACAAUAUGUUACUGCAUAUGUCAGUGGACUAAUUAGGAGCUUUACUACUAAAAGACAAGUUGUCUAGUAUGUUCACUCUUUUAUAUAAGGACAAACUUGCAAUAAAAAACAUGUUUAUUGUACCGUAAGGUUUUUUGUUAAAAAAAAGCCAAUUACGCCAUUUUUUGUGGUCCCCUUUUAUUUACAAAAGUAUCGCAAAGUAUCGAAAUACAUUUUGGUACAGAUACAGGAACCAAAAUAUUGGUAUUGGGACAACCCUAAUGUGUGGACAGUAUGUAUGAAUGUGUGUGUGGGUGUGGGUGAAGGUCCAUACUCGUUCAGAGAUGGUCGGAAUAUGUGAAGUUGAAGAGUUUAAACUGAGCCAUUCUGAAAACGAGAGUGCUGAGCUCUUUCAGAGCGGCUGUGACCAUUGAGAAAAAAAUUUAACGAGGGGAGCGCAACGCUUUUCGCCCGCCGUGUUCCGCAUGCGCUCCCUUCUGAAGCUCUGUCGCGAUCGACUUGUUUUUUUUUUUUCGUUUUUUCUCAAAUCACUUUAUUUUAUAAUUAGAGUGUUUCUAACAAAUCAAAGGGAUUUCCGCAAUGGUGCCAAGUGUUCCACGUCCACACCUUAACGGCCUUGUUUUUCCUCGGCCAUGAAGAAGUGGUCUCUCCGUAACCUAGACCCGAGUGUAACUUUUUAAACUCAUAGAGAAAGUCCAAACCUUUCAACUACUUAAGGCCAUAACACUUUUUUUCCUCCAGGAGACACGCAUCAUAUCACAACUUCUGUUUUACACAUUGGGAAAUAUGAACUAAUUAAUGAAUGUAUCAAUCCUGCCUAAUCUCUAGAUUGUUUUCAUGAAACUGAUUUUGUGUUGUUUUUUUAACUUCCCACACUUCCUCUUCUGCCAUUCUGCUGCAGGCAUAUUUUUAUUUGUCCGGAUGAGUAUUUUUCUUAGUAUUUAUUAAAGAUGUCUUGGCCUGUAAACAUUUCAAAUUUUAACACAAGAUGUUUUAAUUUUGGUGUUAGCAUGCAUGGUGACUUAAAUCAGUUUUGUACAUGUUUUGACAGUUUUUAAUCAUGUUUUGACAUUUUUUAAUCUGUUCAGUUGGGAAGUAGCUGGGAUACUUUCAAGAAUUCCGUUCGGUACCACUGAAAGUUGGUAUUCACAAAAUAGUUCACACAUGUUGUUCCUUCAUGUAUUUAUUUCAGAAUGUGUCUUUUAAUAAAUUAUGUUCUUUCA
Messenger RNA from Nerophis ophidion (straightnose pipefish), 4483 nucleotides. It is a transcript of the gene tmem161b, whose product is annotated as transmembrane protein 161B. Bases 495 to 1928 code for a protein of 477 amino acids. The record is from RefSeq and is a predicted model, not a curated record. The transcript is spliced from 14 exons. Lineage: Eukaryota; Metazoa; Chordata; Actinopteri; Syngnathiformes; Syngnathidae.